UAAUCUAGUAACCUGUGGUUUAAGAAAAUAAAAUCAUUAAAUGUUAUUAUGUGAUUAUUGAAAUAUAAACCCAAACAAUUUACAUAAUAAUUAUUAAAGUGAUAACUGUGUUUAUUAUUUGUUGAAAAUGAUAAUGUAACGUAUAGAAAGAAGACGUUAAGUCCAGCUGUUUCGUAGAGGUCGAUGAAUAAUGUUUUGAAUGAUUUAGGUACAAGAUUCGAAUUUGAUUAAUUUUAUUGUUAUUACUGUUAUCGCGAUGGGAUGUUUUUAUAGCAAAAAGGAAAUUUCUGAUUUGCAUCCAAACAUAUUUCGGGUUGUUAAUAUUGAUGAAGAUGGCACAGACCUGUGUUCCGGUCAGUUAGAAAUAACAGAUUCAGAUAUCAUUCUUUAUAGAGAAGGCAGAGACUCAACAGUAUGGCCACUACAUUCUUUACGAAGAUAUGGCUUUGAAGGAGAUUUAUUUAGUUUUGAGUCAGGACGGAGGUGUGAAACAGGUGAAGGAAUAUAUGCAUUUAGAUGUCGAAGAGCAUCUGUGCUCUUUAGAACACUGCAACAACAAAUCCAAUUACUGAAUGUUGUCCAUGAUUCAGUGUCAUAUCCAGUAUCAAGAAUCAAUCCAACUCCUCAAAGCAGACAAACACUUCAAGCUAGUGUGGUACACAGAUCUUCAGUGGAUAAUGGGCAACCAGAUACAGUUUUGAACAAUAAUCCUAUUUUGCCUGCAUUGCCACGUAAUCCAACGCCCAGGUCUCCAUCUAGUGCUGAUAUAUUAGAGGUAAUUCAACCAUUGAAUGGACGUACCCAAACAAGUACUCAUGCUACUAAUAUUUACCAAGUAAGAAAUUUUAAAAGGGAACACAAUAACAAUCAGUCUGAACUUAGAGAUGGGCGACAUAUGUAUUCUAAUGAACUUAAUAGGGACUUGGCAAUGCUUAGAAAAACCUUACGACGUGAAAUGGCUUUAAUUGCCAUCAGAGACAUUGAGGAUGAGACACAGUUUCUUAAAGGUUACCUACCUAUGGAAAAUGAAGGAGGGCCAUCAAAUGAAAUGACAAAUGAUACAGCCCAAAAGUCACUAGAAGGUGAUAAAUUGCAUGCUGAUCCUGCCAUAAAGACAACCAUAAAUUCUGAGCUGAAUGUUGAUCAAAAAGAUUCUGUCAGAGAUCCUACCAGGCUAUAUGUUAAUAUAACAGCAAAUGAACAUCUUGCCAUAGAACCUGUUAAAAAUGACAUACCUAUCACACCAGUUUCAUCCAAACCAGUAGAGUAUUGCAAUCUAACUAUUGGUUCUAACCCAGAGGUCAACACAUAUGCUAAUCUUAUGAUAGGUGAAAUGGCUGACAAUAUCAAAAAACAUGAUCAUAAUCACAAAUUUUCUGAAUCUGAUAAUUUUAUGUCUAUGUCACCAGUAGAGGAAUUAGAAGUUAACUAUGCUGUUUUAGAUAUUGAUACAAAUAAAGAGACUUUACGAACAGGUAUGCAAGCAGCAAGCCCUGAGAGUCAAUCAAAUAAUAGUUCUAAGAAUAAUAGUUUUGCAUCUUAUUCGUCACAUGCAAGGAGCCGAAUAGUAUCACAAAAUAGUUUAGAUAAAGGUUCAAGUACAAAUGCUGUACCAUCGUUAGCCACGGCUAACAUAGGCUAUACUACUAUAGAUUUUGACAAAACAGUGGCAUUAACUUCAGUUGCGGCAGCAGCUGAUGCAAAUCUUGAUGGUCGUAAAAGCAGACAUAACUCAUGUGUUAUUAUUUCAAAUGCUUGUGAAAGGAAGUAAAGAAAAUUAUAUUCUAGUUGAGUAUAAUAUCAUAAUUAUUUAUUAUACAACUGAGGAGUUACUGAGUAUAAUACAAUAUACUAUAUAAGAGUAUAAGAAUAAUUUGUUUUACCAUGACUUGCACAAAUGCCAAAAAUAAUUUUGACCAAGAAUUUAAGUUACAAAGUAUUUUUAUAAAAUGAGAAAUCCGUAAAAAAGGAGAUCAUAAGUUCUAAGUUAGCAAAAUACUCAUGCAACUUAAUUAUAUCACUAUGUCCAAAGCGUAUUCAUGACCAAAGCUAACCAUUUUGUUGUAAUGUUGUCUAAUGUAGAUAUAUAAUUCAGAUAUAAAUUACUUUAAACUGUCUGUGUAGCGAUGUUAUCAAGCUGGCUGUUUAGCAUGAUAUCAAUUUAGGUACUAUGAAAGUAAGAUUAAACUAAGUAAUACAGCGAUUUGUGACAGGCCUAAAUUGAGGAAAUGUGUGAAGUUUUUUUACAUGAUAUUGUAGAGGUUUAAAUAUAUGUAGUCUUCUUAGAAGGCACAAUUAUUAGGUAAGUAAAUAAUUUUCCUAAAAUUAAGGUUACUGUUUACAUAAGUUGUUUAAAAAUGCCAAAGAAAUGUAUGUAUUCAAUGUAUAUAUAAGUACAAUUGAUAUAGUUAGCUUUUCUCACUGUAUUUAAGCAAGUAAGACCACCAAAAUGAAAACAAAUCUUUAUAAUCAUAAUGUUGCUAUAAGUACUUCAAAGAAACAUCAUUAUAGACGGCUAUUAUUAUUGUUGUGUCAAGUUAAGACCAUUGCCUCAGGAGUUGAAUGAAAUAUUUUUUUGUUUUCAUUUGUACUAUAGAAAACUUGAUAAAAAAAAGUAUGUUUCAUAAACCUAGAUAUUAAUUUAAUUUUUCUAGAAUUUGUACAAAAAUAGCUUGAUUUUAAAAAGGCUAUUAUUUAGUAUAUUUACUAUCAAAGCAUUUAGCCUAUAGGCUCCCAGUAAUCUUGCAAACGUUGAAUCAAUCUCCAGUUUUAUGGUCAAGCGAAUCAUUGAAUUUGUCACUGAUGUUAUAUGUUCGUUUACCUUUUAAUACUGGAGAUUAGGCAAUAACUUCUCUGACACUGUGUUGUUUCAAUAUUGUCAUCCACCAUCAGUAACCUUACACAGUAUAUCGAAUUGGAUUUGUUUAGCCUCAUCCACCAUCUUGAAAGACUCCCCUUGUAACUAUAAAUACAAAGACGCCAUCGACAGUAUCGA
Messenger RNA from Pieris napi, 2995 nucleotides. RefSeq names its product fibroblast growth factor receptor substrate 2. The transcript has 2 exons. Gene Ontology annotation, cellular component: cytoplasm. Lineage: Eukaryota; Metazoa; Arthropoda; Insecta; Lepidoptera; Pieridae. The record is from RefSeq and is a predicted model, not a curated record. Gene Ontology annotation, biological process: cell surface receptor protein tyrosine kinase signaling pathway. The coding region runs from base 257 to 1771 and encodes 504 amino acids.